This is a messenger RNA of Notolabrus celidotus (New Zealand spotty), 5169 nucleotides long. RefSeq names its product NACHT and WD repeat domain-containing protein 2-like. The transcript has 10 exons. The coding region runs from base 1 to 5088 and encodes 1695 amino acids. The record is from RefSeq and is a predicted model, not a curated record. NCBI's taxonomy places the organism in Eukaryota, Metazoa, Chordata, Actinopteri, Labriformes, Labridae. Gene Ontology annotation, molecular function: protein binding.
AUGGACCGGACCACCUGCAGCUCUUCUUGUAUCAAACUCUACCUGUGCUCCAACCCAGAAGAUAGCGUGGUGGAGCGCAGAGCUUUGAGAGAGAACGUGUUCCCAAAACUUCGAGAGAACUGCAGACACACGCUGGGUCUGGAUCUCAGGGUGAUCGACCCGUUUGAGUCCAGUGAUCCCAGUCGUUGGCCGGAUGAAAACACCAGAUGGAAGCUGAUUACAGAGUGCAGAGAGAGCUCUGCAGGACCAUUUCUUCUGGUUCUAAUAGGACACCAGUAUGGGACAGCCAGUCUACCCGCCCAGGUAGAGGUGUCAGAGUACCAGCUGCUGCUGCAGGAGAGCCAGCAGGCGGGUGUCAGCACCCAGGAGCUGGAGAGGGUGUAUCAGAGGGACGAGAACAGCAUCCCUCCCUGCUACUGCCUGAGAACUUUACACACCUGCUGCCCUCAGCAAGCAGAGUUUAAAGAGCGAGAGGAGAUUCAGACAAAGGCUAAAGAAGAAGAACUAAGGAACAUGAUUCAGACCACUGUGAGUCGGUGUGUCCAAAAAGGUCUCAUGACCCCAGCGAGAGCCCAGAGCUACUACAGAUCAGCCCUUGACGCAGACCUGAGAUUUGCUCUGGAGAACCGUCCUGAUAGUGACAUCAUCAGACGCUGCCUGGUUUACAUCCACAAGGUCAUUAAUGCUAAAGGUCAGAAGCUGGUGAGGUCAAAAAAUCUGCUGCAGUUAGAGGUUCCUACAUUAGAGCUAGGGUCAACCCCCUCUGAUAAGCAGUUAUUAUCAGAGCUUUGCGACAACUUCCUCCCAGGUCUCGUCACUUCCUCUCAGCUUCUGGUCUAUACCAUCGCCACGGAGUGUGAUCGGCGCCAUGGUUACACUACAGCCAGGAGGCGGGGCUACUCUGAGUCUCUGUGCCAGCAGGUGUACUCUGACCUCUUGGGGUUGAUUGACAGCGUGAAGGUGUUUGACACCAGUGAAGACAUUCAGCUGGGUGAUGCUUUGACCAGAGAGCAGGCUGAGCAGGAGGAGCUGUGUAACAUCAUGUCACGAUUUUAUGACAUCAAUCGACCAGAAGCAGAAAAGGUCAGAGCCUUUGUGGAGCAGAGCCACCUACAAUGCCCACUAGUGGUGACAGGAGGACCGUGCACAGGGAAGACAGUUCUGCUGGCACACUGUGCUCAGCAGAUAAAGUCCUGGCUACCAGACUGUGAUCCCGUCGUGAUCAACUAUUUUUGCAACCUGUCAAUCAACCUGUCCCCAAAGCACCUGUUGUCAAGCCUGUGUCACCAGAUUGCUGCUAGAUAUAAAAGCAGAUCCUCCUCAGAGCAAAACACCAGCGACCUUGAAGAUUCAAGCUGUGACCAAAACUCCAACUUCCUGACGUCAAACCUCAACCCUCAUCAUAAAGCCACAAUAAAAGAGGAUGUCUCUGACCAAGACCUUGGCACCACACCAUGCCUCGAUCUUUAUGGCAUCAUUAAACCUGAUAUUUGUCUGUCUGAGCUUAAAGAACAACUCUCAUCCUUCCUCUCCCUCAUGCCUUCCACCAAACAGCCUCUAGUUCUAAUCCUUGUCGGUCUGGAUCGCAUUGAAAACAACUUUGGACUUGAAAUCAUUAAAAGCCUCCCCAUGCCAGCUCCUCCAAGCAUCAGAUUUAUCUUCUCAGUGUCCUCCAUCAGAACCCAAAUCCUUCAGGCACUCAACCAACAAAGAGGUCCAUCUUCAUGUAUGCCAGAGUGCAGUGAGGAGGAGUCAGGAUACAUUCAUGUGCAUCUAGGACCAGUGGACAGGAAGGAGUGUUCGAAGAUGUUGGCAUCACUGCUGAAAAGUUCAGGGCGGAGGGUGACGUCAGGGCAACAGGCGCUGGUGAACCAGGCGCUGGCUUCUUGUUGUCUGACAAUCUACGCUCGACUCCUGAGGCAACACACCGCCCUCUGGCACUCUGAUUCAGAUGUCAUCGAGUCGUCUCUCCCUGAUGGCGUCCAUUCCUCCAUUUCUGCGAUGCUGGAUCACCUUGAGCAGAAACACGGCCACUCUAUCGUGGCCCGUGCGCUCUCCUACCUCACACUCUCCAGGACUGGACUCACUGAGGCAGAGCUCGCUGAUCUGCUGUCCAGCGACGACGUGGUGCCGUCUGAGAAUACUCAACAUUCACACUCUUCCGCUGAUCAAGUUCUGCAAACUGAUGUUGAGAGACUGUUGUUGGAUUUGGGGGAGUUUCUAGGAAGACGGACUGUUGGCGGGUCAAAAGUUUUGUUUUGGGUAAGCAGACAUUUCAAGUUGGUAGCUGCUAGGAAGUAUUUUGGUUCUCCUGAACUGAAGAGAGAUAUUCAUUCUACGAUGGUGGACUAUUUCAGUGGCCGAUGCUCUUACAGUAAUGAUCAACCGCUUCUUGUAAAGCAGAAAUCUUGUACCAACAAUGAGAACACCAAAGUGGAAACAUCCUCAGACAGUCAGCCAUUCAUCUUCACCUCUGGACAAGUUAACUUAAGGAAAGUUGUAGAACUGCCGUUUCACUUGCAAGAAAUUAACAAAUGGGAGGAGUUGGAGCAUGGGCUUCUGUUGUCUUUGGGGUUUCACGAGGCUAUGGUCCAAGCAGGACUUCUGAGAGACCUGGUAGCCAUGUUGGAAAGUGAGCAAGGAUCCUACCAUUACUGUUUUUUAAAGGAAAGAGCAAUCCUUGCAAGUGUUUUCAAGUCCUGUGCUUGCUUGCUGCAGAGCUCACCCCUGCAGCUGCCCACAUUGAUGGAGAUGAGCCUUGUUCCUUAUCUUGAGGUCUUUCCUGCACUUAAGCGUUAUGUCAGAGCGAUCAGAGAGGACAGGAAGGAAAGAGGAAGUGGACUAGGAGUAGUGCUUUGCCCCGCUCCUUCCUCAGUCCCCUCUGUUCAGUGUUUGAAGUGUGAUGUAGAAACCAAAGGUGUUUCUGUUACAGGAGCAGUUGGGACAGAGUGUGGGGUUGUGGUGGAAGUCACGGAUGAUGGUGCGGCUUGGGUUUGGAAAGGCUCUGGGUGUGAUGUAGUUAAACUAUCUCUGAGGUCUGAGCAGAAGGAUGUGAAGUUUGCAGGAGUGAAGAGUAGUGGUCAGUUUGUGCUGCUUUCCACACUGUGCAACAAGUUUUUCUUGUGGGAUGUGGCCGGCCCACAAAUGAUUCUACAAGUCAAGGACACUUUGACGACAGAGUCAGGUACACAACUAACAAACAAACUUGAAGGGUUUGUUACAAGGCAGAAAAAAAUGUUCAUGUGGUGGGAAGAUGAGACUUUUGUAUGUGUGUUGGAUGUGUCCAGUGACACUUUGAUGCAUUUCCAGUGUCAGGGCAGUGUGACCUGUUUGGUUUGCUCCUCUGAUGGCGCUCACAUGUACUGUGGGCAGGAGGAAGGAACAGUGUCUAUAUUUGACACCAUGAAUGGUAGUCUGCUUGGAACAUGGUCAAACUCAAACAACAAUGCGGUUACCUCAAUAAUCCCCCAUGAGGAUGAGUUGGAACUGGCAUGUGUUGACAAGACGGGCAAAGUUACCCUGUGGGAAUUGGUUGCCAAAUUUGAACAACCUAGACUUGUAAAAGAGAUCCGUAUUGGGGGGGAAUCUUGCGACAUCCUCAAUACAGAUAACUCAGAGGGACAUAACACUUUGUUGGUGUGUCACUCUCACCAGGUUACACUAUGGGACACAUGUGACUGGGAGCUGUGGGACCAGUUCCUUGCUCCACAGGGAAAGGCCUUCACUCAAGCUUUGCUCUCCCAGGAAGGCCACCUUUUCCUGGCUCUGUUAGACGACUGUCCCUUUGUCUUGGUGUGGAGGGUGAGCACAGGGGAUUGUCUUCUCUCUUUAGAAACAAACAGGCAGCCCCACUCACUCCUCAAGACAGCCUCAGAUGUGAUAUGUGUUGCUGAUGAUGGCUGCCUCACAGUGUGGGACUCUGCGAUGAUAGAGGCCGCAGGUUCACUCCCCAAAAUGAGUUUUGGAGUUGAAGAAGUUGCAGCUGAAGGAACAGGGGACUGUUUCUACACCACUGAUGGGUCAGAGGUGGUGUGGAGAUGGAGGUUGAAAACAAGACUUCCUCAUGCCUACUUCCUUCAUGAUGGUCCUGUGGAAAAACUGUGCCUUUCUCCUGAUGAUGUCCACCUUGUGACGCUCUCAGGAGGUGAGGUCUACACUUGGCAGACAGAGACAGGUCAAAACAUUCUGCGUAUCAGAGGCAGCAGAGCGACGGACAUCCUGAUCACCCCGAAUGGUCUCUUUGGCGUGAGUAUUUCUGAUAGAUACUUGUCCCGGGUUUGGAAGCUGUUGCAUGGGAGCAUUGUGUGCAGUAUAAACCUGUACCUAUCUGAUGCAAAGGUGUCACCUGAGAACACUUUCCUUAUUGGGCUUCGCCAUGGAGACUUGUUAGCCGCCAGUUUGUGGACAGGCUCAAUUAGCAAGCGUUUCUCCUGUGUGAUGAGCUCAGAGCCUGUUGUUGCCUUCUCAACACUUUCAGAGCACCCAGACUUUGUGGUAGUAUUGGCUGCCUCAGGAGCAGUAUACACUUGGAAAGUAGCAGAGGAAACGGUGUAUAGCCACUUUCAGCUGCCUCAUACAUUUCCCUGUCAGCCACAAGACUUCCAAAUGUCCUCUGAUGGGAGCUACGCCCUGCUGUCCGCUGAAAAUGAAGCUAUAAACCUUCUGGACCUAUGCCAGGUAAGACUGUGCUCAAUCAAGGCAGAGGGUCCAAUCACCAAAGCCUGUUUGGAUAAAACAGGAAGCUAUGUUGCGUACAUUUCCCAUCCCAGGAGCCAACAGAAAGGCUGUGUCUGUUCUCUGCAUGCGAGGCCUGUUCUCACAGUUGUGUGCCUGGCAGACGGGGAAAGAAUGGGAAGUGUAUGUCUGUGUAAGAAUCCAUCCACUUUGGUCGUGUGUAAGCGGCAGUUUGUGUUAGUGGGCUUUGAGGACGGGUCUGUAGGUGUUUACUCUAUUUGUGAUGUCAUGAUCAACGGUGAGGAGUCAUUUGGGCGCAGGAGAAACGCAAAAGGUCAGGUAAAGCAGUGUCCCUUUGACGUAGCACCAUUCAGCUGGUCACCUUUAGACACCCCCAAUGUGAAAUGGCCUUAGGAUAUUUAUACGCUGUCGCUGGAAUGUUUUUUUUUUAAUGCAUUAAAGCUGCUGUUGGUAGUUGAUAUAAGUCAGUUCUGA